GAGAUUGCAAGGCACGCCUUCCCUCUGUGCACGGCACACACUCGAUGUGCUCAGGGUGGUGCCAAGACACACAGGACCUGUUGACGGAGAAAGCUGCAGCCACAAUCAGGAGCCCGGACACUGAAAACUGUUCACCGCAGUAGACAUUAUGACGGAUGGUGACUAUGAUUAUCUGAUUAAGCUCCUGGCACUUGGAGAUUCUGGUGUUGGAAAGACGACGUUUCUCUACAGAUACACAGAUAACAAGUUCAAUCCUAAAUUUAUCACAACGGUCGGGAUCGACUUCCGGGAAAAGAGAGUGAUUUAUAACAAUGCCAGUCCAGGCAGCACACACGGGAAAACCUUCAAGGUCCAUCUACAGCUCUGGGACACAGCUGGACAAGAAAGGUUCCGGAGUCUCACCACGGCCUUCUUCAGAGACGCCAUGGGGUUCCUAUUAAUGUUUGACCUCACCAGUCAGCAGAGUUUUCUCAAUGUCCGAAACUGGAUGAGUCAGCUCCAAGCGAAUGCUUACUGUGAGAAUCCAGAUAUUGUUUUAAUUGGUAACAAAGCCGACCUGUCAGAUCAACGGGAGGUCAACGAGCGGCAAGCAAAAGAGCUUGCUGAUAAAUACGGCAUUCCGUACUUUGAAACAAGUGCAGCGACCGGACAGAACGUGGAGAAGUCGGUGGAGACCCUGCUGGACUUGAUUAUGAAAAGAAUGGAGCAAUGCGUGGACAAGACCCAAGUCCCAGACGCGGUGAACGGAGGAAACUCGGGGAAAUUAGACGACACAAAAGCAGAGAAGAAGUGUGCCUGUUAAAUAUAUUCCUAGAAAAUUAUCUGUACAGACUGAUGAUCUGAUCCAACUCUGGUGGAAUGGCUGACACACCACCACAGUGCCCCCUUGUGGCCAGUCUCUACUCUGCAGCCAUUCGUAGCUUCAUAUUGUGCUCCUCCGGGAGCCCUCUUCCCCCAUCGUUAUGGUAGACGCCAACAUCUCUUGUGAAGAAAGUGUUAAUCUUAUAUAUUUAUAUGCAGCAUAAAUGAGAGACAAAAAAAUAUACGUUUCUUACAGAAAUAAGUGGUGACUGUGGUAUAAAAAGGGGAUUUUUUUUGUUUGUUUUUGGUUCAGAAUCAUCUGUCAUAGAUUUUAGGCCGGAUCGGGUACGCGAGUAACUAAAAAUUGCAUUGUAAGCACGCCGACAAAUUGUGCGACACGGGCUUUUCGACCUUGUACUGUUUACAUUUCUUUCCAUUUCAGGACCCUCCCGUUCUUUAUAUCUGGACGACGCGGCAUUUAUGUGUCUCCUAUAUGUUUGUGAAUGAAUCUGAAGUAUUUUAGUAAUGUGUUUUCGCUUGGUGCCUAAUGUUUUUUGCUAUUAUGACCAUUUUUCGUGUUGGGGUCAGGGAUGUAGAAAAGGACGAGUUUUAAAUGUUGGCCAGAACGGUUCU
This is a messenger RNA of Nanorana parkeri, 1434 nucleotides long. It is a transcript of the gene RAB27B, whose product is annotated as RAB27B, member RAS oncogene family. The transcript has 6 exons. The record is from RefSeq and is a predicted model, not a curated record. Gene Ontology annotation, molecular function: GTPase activity; GTP binding. The coding region runs from base 149 to 802 and encodes 217 amino acids. NCBI's taxonomy places the organism in Eukaryota, Metazoa, Chordata, Amphibia, Anura, Dicroglossidae. Gene Ontology annotation, biological process: melanosome transport; positive regulation of exocytosis. Gene Ontology annotation, cellular component: secretory granule; melanosome.